CAAGCGGUGAAACGAUUGUCGACACCGCAUCGAUUACUGUUGAGUGGUAGUCCGAUGCAGAAUUCUUUGAAAGAACUAUGGUCUUUGUUCGAUUUCAUUCUGCCCGGCAAACUAGGCACUCUGCCUGUAUUUCUGGAACAUUGCGCGGCUCCCAUAACACGCGGCGGUUAUGCGAACGCUACACCGUUACAGGAAGCAACGGCCCUCCAAAUAGCCACUAUGUUGAAAAAUACUAUCACGCCAUACAUGCUUCGAAGAACAAAGACCGAUGUGAAACAUCAUCUUACCCUACCGGAGAAAAAUGAGCAGGUGUUAUUUUGCAGCUUAACGGAUGAGCAGAAGAAACUGUAUAAAAAGUAUCUGGGCUCCGAUGAUGUGUCCUUUGUUCUUCACGAGAGAAAUAAUCGGCAAGACAGUGGAAGAUACAGGGCGAGGUUUCUCAUUGCCUUGUCAGCAUUGAGAAAGAUAUGCAAUCAUCCGGACUUGUUUUUGUACACCAGAGAACAAGAUUCCGAUGAAGAUAUCGACUUGUCCGAAGAACACUUAGAGAAGUUCGGUUAUUGGAAACGUGCUGGAAAAAUGACCGUGGUUCGAUCUCUUCUGAAAAUCUGGCAGAAGCAAGGACACAGAGUGCUGCUUUUUACUCAGGGAAGACAGAUGAUGCACGUUUUGGAGUCUCUUUUGCAAAAUGAGAGGUAUACUUAUUUGAGAAUGGAUGGGACAACAGUAAUGUCUCAGCGGCAGCAAACAAUUCACAAAUUUAACAAUGACACAUCGUAUUUCGUGUUCCUGCUGACGACGCGCGUAGGAGGUCUGGGAGUAAAUCUGACUGGUGCAAAUCGAGUGAUUAUUUACGAUCCCGAUUGGAAUCCAGCAACGGACGCUCAAGCGAGAGAACGUGCGUGGAGAAUAGGCCAAAAUAAACAAGUCACUAUCUAUAGAUUAAUUACCGCUGGUACGAUAGAGGAAAAGAUGUACCACAGACAGAUUUUCAAGCUAUUGCUUUCAAACAAAGUUCUUGACGAUCCGCGCCAACGACGUCUAUUCAAAACGACGGAUCUGGUGGAGUUAUUCAAUCUAAACGAGCCGAUAGACGGCGAGUUUUCUGAAUCGGAUCGCUUAUUUAGAGAAUCUAAAUAUACACCUGUGUCCGGUGGCUUUUCUCUCAGUAAGAUCGAGGAGAUGAAAAAAUUAGCGUCGAUUCUCAGCAAGAAAAUAAGCGCCAAUGUAUCGAAACGCGAUGAAAAUGAAAAUGCAAACAGCACUUGCGAAAGAAAGUCCAACGAAGAAAACGAUAAUUCGAGUCACGUUCACGAAGCUCCCGCCGUGGAAAAUGAUUCGCUUGUGGACCAAAGCUUAUCUUCCGAUCAGAACAAUACACAAAAAACGCCGAGCAAACCUAAUGAAGAUUUCAAUACGAAUUCCGAUGCAACCAUUGAAAGAAAUAGCAAUAUAGAAAAUGAAAACACAUUAAAAAAAAACAAUUGUGAACAGGAUGUAAUUCCAGUGAGAUCUCCAAAUAACAGUUCUGUAGAAAAGCAGAAUAAUUUAAAUGACGAUAAAAUCAAGUCAUCGUCUACUCGUAAACACAAGAAGCACAAAAGAGACUCGCAUUCGGGCAAGACAAAUGUUUCCGCGAUCUUUGAGGGAGAACGUGUUUCUUGUCUGAUCGGUCGUCGCCUGGGACGUUCCGAUGAAAAAGAAGAAUCAGUUUCGACAGCAGACGAUGACUACGUCUUGAGAAAGCUAUUCGCCAAAUCAACUGUUAGCUCAGCCUUCAAACACGAAGCAGUGUUAUCGAAUGCGUGUCAUAAUAGUGGCAGUGAGAACGCAAUGCAACGUUUCGCACGUGAAUCGGCGCAAGAAAGUAUGGACUUCAUUCAUCAAUCGGGAAAACAUUGUUGGAGACCAGCGUAGGCUAAACAGUAUACAGUUUAUAGCGAUUUUGCAUAUUUAUUUAUUUUUCUACAAAAAGUUUAUAAAUGUAGGAUUAUAUCAUUCCCAUAUCUCAAAUGAUGAGCUGUGAAAAAAUUGCAACUAUACAAAAUAUGAAAUAAAAUUAAUUUUUUAUCUUUUA
Messenger RNA from Temnothorax curvispinosus, 2077 nucleotides. RefSeq names its product DNA excision repair protein ERCC-6-like. The record is from RefSeq and is a predicted model, not a curated record. Gene Ontology annotation, molecular function: ATP binding; ATP-dependent chromatin remodeler activity. NCBI's taxonomy places the organism in Eukaryota, Metazoa, Arthropoda, Insecta, Hymenoptera, Formicidae. The annotation marks the transcript as partial. Gene Ontology annotation, biological process: transcription-coupled nucleotide-excision repair. The transcript has 7 exons. Gene Ontology annotation, cellular component: nucleus.